GACUCUGACCAAGGUGGUGCAACGACUACUUUUGAGCACAAGUAUCAAUACCGCUGGUACACUACACUGGACAACAAAUCGGAACUUUACUCGGACCUAUUCUACCGCCAUACCAACCAAACAUGCCACCUCUCUUCCCCUACCAAGCCAUCAUGCUCCGACCACAGAUCGAUCGAACCGGAGACCACAUACCACUGUCAACCUCUCCGCCAGCCAAUGAGAUACUGGAUAGUCUUCUCACAGGCUAUCUUUGGGGCUGUCUCCUUGUGGCUUUGUUUCUCGUCGUAUACUUCGCCAUCAGCUUCUGUGUCUGGGUGAUUGGGGCGGCGCUGACUACUAUCGAUACGGUAAUGGACCGCCUUCGACCACGCGAUGUUCACCCGGGCGCCCACACGGAUGCUGUGUUGAUGGCAUCCCCCUUGUCCAAGACGUACGAGACUGCAUAUCCGGAGCGGAUCUUCUCGUUGAGCGAGGACGAUAUGCAGAUGUGGCCAUGUGACAAGACUGAUAAGGGCCUGGAGCAUGCAAUCUCGCGCACAGAGAGAGACAUAGUGCUAGAAGAGAAGGGGGCAGAAGAAUCUCUGGAACUUCGCAUUGUCGGUAAUUCCAUCGAUGAUCCUAUUCAUCACACAUCUUCUGGCGAUGUGAUCAUCGUGGACACUAUCCCUAAUACCUCCAACGCCUUUCCUGGUCUCGAUCGCCUCGUUGUUUCUAUACAACUCUGAUUUAUUGUUUACACUCCUGGCCUCUUCUUUACGUACUCGCCUAACCAGUACACCGCCUGCAGAAACGCUUGUUCUUUUGCAAAUCUCGCCUUUUCAUGCGAUAAAUCGCCCUUUGUCGCAAAUCCGUGCUCGACAUCCGAG
This is a messenger RNA of Alternaria alternata, 866 nucleotides long. RefSeq lists its product as hypothetical. The transcript has a single exon. The coding region runs from base 123 to 725 and encodes 200 amino acids. The record is from RefSeq and is a predicted model, not a curated record. Lineage: Eukaryota; Fungi; Ascomycota; Dothideomycetes; Pleosporales; Pleosporaceae.